Molecule: messenger RNA, 5343 nt
Organism: Glycine soja
Lineage: Eukaryota; Viridiplantae; Streptophyta; Magnoliopsida; Fabales; Fabaceae
Exons: 3
Coding region: 2972-4966 (664 amino acids)
Molecular function (GO): protein dimerization activity
Source: RefSeq, a predicted model, not a curated record
AUGGGGGAGGGAUGUUGUACUCAGCCUUACCCUUGCAUAUGCAAAGAGGUCGUUUCCGGAUUCGAACCUAUGACCAACAAGUCACCAAGGCACAAGAUUCACUUAAAAUCCUCCUCCAUAUAACUAGUUGCUGGCGGCUGGGCAAAUUAGAAACAGAUGAUUGGUGGUUACUAGACUAGACAACACAUGACAUAUAUCAGGAGACAGCCUCCUAUGAGGCUAUGACAAAUAGCAUUUCAACGUAUCAUUAACAUUGAUCUUAUCAAAUAUUGUUGUCCGAAUAAAGGAUUACUCUCUUAGAAAAAGCCUUAUAGAUCUAAAAGGGAUAAUUAAAGAAGGAUUUUUUCUGUACUAGAACAUGGUUAACAAACUGGGAGGCAGACUUAUGAGGAAACAUACCAGAUAAAUCAAGAGUCCUAAGCCUCUUUUCUAAAUCCACAAACAACUGAAAAGUCGAGGCAAAAGGUAUACCAAUCACUGGCUUUGUCAAUCGAAGUUCCUGCCAAAUGGAAGUUUCAGCACAUGGGGCAGUUCUGAUACCCUAGUGAUAUGCGUAUCCUAACUUUCCCCUAUUUUCAAAACAAAAAGAAAGGCUUCAUCAAUCUAGUGAUAAUAUAAUUUGGAAAAACCUGAGGUUGUCUCUUCCUAGAUACAAUUUUAUGUUAAGGAAAAGGAAGCUGUGGUUAAUGGGUAAUUAUAUGUAUGUAGUUUUCAAACUCUUAAUCUUUUACUUACCCCCUCCCCAGAAAAGAUAGUUCUUCCAUUCUCUUUUUAAUUUUAAAUAUGAAAAUAAAAAUAAAGAGGAUUGACAUGCACUCCUCCACAUGUAAAUAAUUGGUAUACUUUGUGGAAUACAUAUUACAACCCCAAGUAUUGACCUCUUCAUGUGAUUGGUUGGACAUAGGUUCAACGUUUUACCAAAAAGAGUAGGUUUACUUGAUUUAUGUUACUUAAAGGGCUUUGGUUGGUGUCUUCCAAGUUCCAACUCUCACGGCCUGUUUGGUACAAGGCAUUAUAGUAUGAGUUUAUAUUAUAUGACUCAAUUUUAUCGACUGUUUUUGGUGUGACAUAUGAUUGGAUAAUGUUAUCCAGUUUCACCCAAUUUUAUCCUAUAUGAUUAUAGGAUAAACUUAUCAAGCACUAGUGUGAUAAAACCUGAUAGGAUUAUUUUAUAUUAGGUUGGUCAAAAGAAUCUCUAUUUCAACUCAACCUUAUCCUUCCACCACCAUCAUCAUCACUCAACAGUCACAGUCAUGUGCAUCAAACAUUGAAUAGUAUGAAAGUUUAUAAUGUAACUUACACUAUAGUAUUAUACUAUCUAGCAUUAUGUUAUUGGGUCUUACUGUAUGAAAGAUAGUGGAUUAUUUCAAGAAAAACUAAAGUAUAUUGGAUCAAAUCAAUGAAAACAUCUAUUGAUUCGUCAUUUUUUUUUAUUUUUUUAUUUUAUCAGCAAAUGUUAGUUCAUCUUUUUUGUUAGCAGAGGAGAUCAAACCCGUGAUCUUUCUCCUCUUUCCUUUUCCGUUAACCAUUCAACCCACCUUAUAUCUCCCUAUUGAUUCCUCGUGUGUUCAUUUUUAUCUUUGAAAAUUUCUUCUUCCUUUUCUAAGAAUGCAGAUGAAUCCACUAUCCACUUAUUGUUACUGGACAUAAUUUUGCAUGAAGUUUACCGUUUGGCCUUUUUCCUACUUGUUAUUAAGGCUCCAUUUGUUUAUGGAAAAUGAUUUGGGAUUAUAUUAAUGAUGUUUGCUUUUCCAUGUUGCACAAUCACUAAUAAUUCUACAACUACAUAUAUGUAUUCCUUGUACUUAAGGAUCUACGAAAUCCUAACCCAAUCUCUUACAUAUGUAAGGGAAACUCUAUUUUGUACUGUAUAGGAUCUGUAAGCAACCCUGUCUGUGGUAUUUGUUAAGUAAAGUUCUAACAAUGCAUUUUUCAUGGAAAUAUUGGCAUAAAUCUUAAUUGAUGUUUGCUAGUCACAAUUUUCUGAAUGGUUUCUUAAAAUUAAAUUUCUUUAUUUCCUUCUUCACUGAUGAGAAGCCUGGGCUUGAGUUUGAUUUGGCCUGGUUAGCUGGGUCCAAUUCUGCUUGAGAGCAGUGUUGUUAAAUGGCCGCCAUGGCGGAGUUGCGUAGCAGAUUUUUGAAAAAACGCCACCGCUAUGCGGUGGCGUGGCGGGUUGAAGAUGGCGGUGCCAUGGCGGCCGCCAUAGCCAUGGCAGUCAUGGCGGACAUGGCGGCGAGGCGGAAAAUGGCAGAAUUUUUUUUUUGUCCGCGGUAGGAGUUGGGCUGACCCGACCUUACCUGGUAACUUAAUGAAAAGCACGACCCCUCAAAGCUUUCAGAACGCAGCUGCGACCCCUCCAAGCUUCAACACAAAUUGCGACCCCGGAACCCAGCUGCAACCCCUGUAACCAGCCACGACACCCCACACCCACGCGUGACCCGCUGCACAUAACAACCAGCAGCGACGACCCACGGCGUGAACGGCGGCGACGAGCACGGCGUGAACGACGGCGACGACCCACACGCAGAACAUCGCGAUCCAACUCUGUUGGGCAUCUUGAAGCUUUAUUUUUUUUUGGUUUUGUUUUUGCUGUUUGACACCCCUUUUUUCUGUCUGUAACUUUUUUUCCCUUUUUCUAUUUGACACCCUCUUUUUACUUUCGACAAUUCCAUUUUUAUUUUUUUUUUCUAUUUGACACCACAAUUUUUUUUGUUCAGUCCUCUUUUAAAUGGCUGAACCAUCAUCCGAUGCUGCUACUGCAAGUGCAAUGAGGAAAAAUAAGAUAGACCUAGGCUGGAAAUAUUGUCAUUCACUGGUGGAAGGAGAUACAAACACCAUUGUUUGUAAUUUCUGUGGAAAAAUCACAAAGGGAGGAAUAACCUGAGCCAAACAACACCUGAUUGGGAAGUCGGGUAACGUUGCAGCUUGCAAGAAAACUCCACCAAAUGUAGUCAAAGAGUUGAAGGAAUAUAUGGCUACCAAAAAAAGUGGGACCACUUACAGUACUUCUGGCAGUGGUAAUAUGGAAAAUAUAAGAGAUUUUGAAUUUGGUGAACCAAUUGGAUUUGAUGGAAGUGAAGAAGAUGAGUUUGCGGACUCUUGUAAUGUUACUGCAAGUGCAAAGACAAAGUGUGGAACUAAAAAAGGACCAAUGGACAAAUUUUGUAAGAAUUCAGAAAAUGCAAUCAAUCGGAGAAAAAUGGAGAUGUUGAGACAAAUGAACAUAAGAGAGUCAAUGGAUAAGAAUGAAGUAUUGAAGGUGCAUCAACAUAUUGCUCGCUUUUGGUACCAAGCAGGUUUGUCAUUCAACCUCAUUAAAUUGAAAAGCUUUGAGAAUAUGGUUGCAGCCAUUGGUCAAUAUGGGCCAUAUUUGCCAAUUCCUAGCUAUCAUGACAUCAGAGUUCCACUCCUAAAGAAGGAAGUUGAAUAUACUGAAAAUUUGAUGAAAGGCCAUAGGGAGCAAUGGGUCAAGUAUGGUUGUACUAUUAUGUCCGAUGCAUGGACUGAUCGGAAACAAAGAUGCAUAAUUAAAUUUUUGAUUAACUCUCAAGCUGGUACCAUGUUUUUGAAGUCUGUUGAUGACUCUGAUUUUGUAAAGACAGGUGAAAAGCUUUUUGAGUUGCUUGAUGCCAUUGUGGAGGAAGUUGGAGAAGAGAAUGUUGUUCAAGUUGUAACCGACAAUGGGAGCAACUAUGUUUUAGCGGGUAAGUUGUUGGAGGAGAAAAAGAAACAUAUUUAUUGGACUCCUUGUGCAGCUCAUUGUAUUGAUUUGAUGCUUGAAGAUAUUGGGAAGCUUCCCUUGAUAAGAAAGACAAUUAGAAGGGCAAUUAAUCUAGUUGAGUUUAUCUAUGCCCAUUCUAGUACCUUAAGUUUGUUGAGAAAUUUUACAAACAAGAGGGAAUUGGUGAGACAUGCUAUUACUAGAUUUGUCACUUCUUAUCUAACCUUGGAAAGGUUCCACAAAGAGAAAGCAAAUAUUAGAAAGAUGUUUACUUCUGAUGAAUGGACCUUGAACAAGCUAUCUAAGGAGCCUAAGGGAAAAGAAGCUGCAAAGGUAGUUCUCAUGCCUUCUUUUUGGAAUAGUGUGGUUUACACUCUUAAAGUCAUGGCUCCACUUGUGAAAGUGCUUCGUCUUGUGGAUGGUGAAAAGAAACCAACCAUGGGCUAUAUUUAUGAAGCAAUGGACAAGGCAAAAGAAAUAAUUAUCAAGUCUUUCAACAACAAUGAAAGCAAGUACAAAGAUGUGUUUGCAAUCAUUGAUAAAAGAUGGAAUUGUCAGCUUCAUAGGCCAUUGCAUGCAGCUGCCCACUUCUUAAAUCCAAAGUUCUUUUAUGACAACACUGACUUGGAGUUUGAUUUUGAGGUCACCAAUGGUUUGUUUGAGUGCAUUAUGAAGUUGAUUCCACAAUUUGAUAUGCAACAGAAAUUUCUAACCGAGUUGCAUCUUUACAAGAUUGGUGCUGAACACUUUGGUCCUGACUUUGCAAUGGCUCAAAGGAAAACUCAUUCUCCUACAUAUUGGUGGCGAAUGUUUGGGUCACAAACUCCAAAUUUGCAAAAGCUAGCUAUUAAAAUUUUGAGUUUGACUUGCAGUGCUUCAGGAUGUGAAAGAAAUUGGAGUGUGUUUGAGCAAAUUCAUUCCAAAAAAAGAAAUAAGCUUGAGCACAAGAGGUUGCAUGAUUUGGUGUUUGUCAAAUACAACCAACAAUUGAAGCAAAGAUAUAAUGCAAGAGAUGAAAUUGAUCCAAUUUCUCUUAAUAAUAUUGAUGUGUGCAAUGAAUGGCUCGUGGGAGAGAUGGAUCAAGAUGAUGAUAAUGAUGUUGGAAAUGAUUUGGUAUUUGAAGAUGAUGAUGCUCUAAAUUGGGCAACUGUGUAUCAGGCUUCGGAGGUUGGAGAGUGUAGGAUGUAUACUAGGCAGAAAAAGCAAAAAACAAGUGUUGCUGCUGCCCAAACUUCUAAAAAAUAGGCAAUGGUUGUUGGAUCUUCAUCAAGGAAGCAAAAAACAAUCCAAGAAAAUGAUGAAGAUCUAGAUUUUGAGGAGAAUAUUGAUCUUGAAUCUGAAGAAGAAGAAAUCAUGAUCAAUUUUGAGGCGUCUGAUGGGGAAGAGGGAGAGGGAGAGGGAGAUGCUCCAUUACCAUAUGAUAACAACGAAGAUGAUUAUGUUGGGAUUGGAGAAGAUGAUUAGAGUCUCAACCUUCACUUUGCACUUUGCAUUAUGUUUUUAUCAUUUUCUUAUUUUGAACUCUUUAAUGAGUUUAUUUGGUGUUGGUACUUGAUUAUUGUAUGAACUCAUGAAACUUUUUUAGUUUAUUUGAAUGCAAUCCUUUGUUUUUUUCAAUUUCA